Ostrea edulis (European flat oyster) is the source of this 1424-nucleotide messenger RNA. Its product is annotated as neuronal acetylcholine receptor subunit alpha-6-like. Gene Ontology annotation, cellular component: membrane; synapse; neuron projection. NCBI's taxonomy places the organism in Eukaryota, Metazoa, Mollusca, Bivalvia, Ostreida, Ostreidae. The record is from RefSeq and is a predicted model, not a curated record. The coding region runs from base 1 to 1200 and encodes 399 amino acids. The transcript is spliced from 2 exons. Gene Ontology annotation, biological process: nervous system process; monoatomic ion transmembrane transport; signal transduction. Gene Ontology annotation, molecular function: transmembrane signaling receptor activity; extracellular ligand-gated monoatomic ion channel activity; neurotransmitter receptor activity.
AUGCAUACCUUAUUUCUGAUUUUAUCCACGUUUGUCUGGGUGGUGAAAUGUACUCACCUCUCGUACACCAUAGAGGAAUAUGCAGCCUUGUCUAGCGCGCUCCUCGAUAAUUAUUCCAGUAAAAUCCGCCCGAUCUGGGAACAGGGACAGAGUUUAAACAUGGAAGUCAGUUUGUGGAUAUCCGCCAUUAAUGACGUAAGCGAUGUGGACCAAAAGAUGAUCACCACCGGGUACCUGUAUGUUAAAUGGAAGGACGAGAUGAUAACGUGGGACUCAACGACAACAGGGAUCUACUGGAUGCAGUUUAACCAAAAAGACCUCUGGAUGCCAGAUUUGGUUCUAAAGAAUGGAUUCACGGCUUUUAAGCCGCUAGGUGGGGAUUUUUACUUUGUUUUUGUUGACUUUGAUGGAACUGUUAGUUGGUAUCCGUACGCGGUGUUUGAAUCAAAGUGCGAUAUAGAUGUUACCUAUUAUCCGUUUGAUAGACAGACAUGUAAUAUAGUGUUCAAGACAUGGAGUUAUAGUCGAUCGGAAAUCAACCUGACGGUGUCUGAAGAAAUGGUUGGGUUUUAUGAAUUUGUUCCGAAUAGCGUAUGGGAAGUGACGUCAACAGAUGCAACGUAUGACAUGUCAUACUCGGAAGCAGAUAUUACAUUCAUUAUUAAUCUUCGUCGAAAACCUUUCUAUUACAUCAUAAACUUAUUCCUUCCAAUAACCUUUCUUGGUAUUCUCAGCCCCGUGGUCUUUAUUAUUCCCGCAGACGCUGGAGAAAAAAUGGGCUAUGCCGUGACCAUAUUUCUGACAUUUGUUGUAUUUCUUACGAUCGUUAAUGGACAACUUCCGGUCAACUCUGAAAGUGUAUCCAAUAUGAGUAUUUACCUGAUCAUAAAACUACUCUUCGGUGCUCUUAUCAUUUUCAUCACCUCAUUGCAACUUCGACUACAUCACAGAAAGUCGGAUCGAGAAAUAGGCAAGGUAUUCCGUUGUAUGGUGAGGAUAGAGCGUCGACUGCGAUGUCUGAAUAAAAAUUCGAUAGACAUCGCAGGGACAGAAAGCAAGGACACCGAGAUCAAAGAAAUUGGACCCAGCAUAGAGUGGAUCGAUGUGUCGUCUGCCAUAGACUUUUAUUCUUUUUGGGUUUUGCUCCUCGCAGAUAUAGUAAUAUCUGCCGUCUUAUUUACAUAUUCCGCCAUGCAUUAAAACCCGAGGUGGUGUAUCCUUACUGCUUCAUAGCUGAGAGAUCCCACGGGUCUAGAUAUACUGACAUUACACCUAUGCACGUUUAAACGUACUUUGGAAGAAAAGGUUUCCAACAUUUGAUUUAGGAAUCUUAAUUCGCUUAAGAGUCUUUGUACACCAUAUAGUCCUUUACGUUCCAGUGUUCGGAAAUGCUUCCCUAUAUACUAUUUAUCAUUUGUAUAUGU